UCGAUUCACAUACAAGAAGACUCCUUGACAACGACGCAUUUGGCUUUACCUAUUUUUUAACGACUCUAUAGACUUUUUUUUUUUUCGAAUCGCUUAUUCGUCAAACGCAACCUAUUUAUCUUCCCAGACAAUUUGCUCAUAUUUGAUACAUAUUCAAAACGGAACCAAUCGACAUCAUCAUUUCAAAGAAGAAUCGGUCAUUUACGCCAACACUUUGCAAAAAGAUGACAAAACUUUUCAUCUUCUACCUGUUCAUAUUCAAGUAUUCUCGUUUGGGUUUUUCCGCUUCCCAUCACAAGGAAAACGGAGUCUUUUCCCAACCUGGCCACCUUCCUUUUGUUUCGCGCGCAGAGAUUAUCUUUUUCUAUUCCAAUAUUGCAUGUCAAUAUCUUAUCCGUUUAUACAACAACAACUUCCUCAAAACAAAGCUCAAGGAGCAUGCUCCUUUUUUGCUAAUGACACCUCAAUUCACCGUCGUCAUAUACAUACAUACAUACUUUAUUAGGCACUUUUCUCUCAGCAUACUUUUGUGAUUUGAUGUUCAAUUUGACAUAUUUUGUGGCUAUCCUUUAUGUUUGAUCCGUUCUUGGCUA
Meira miltonrushii is the source of this 593-nucleotide messenger RNA. RefSeq lists its product as uncharacterized. The coding region runs from base 225 to 533 and encodes 102 amino acids. NCBI's taxonomy places the organism in Eukaryota, Fungi, Basidiomycota, Exobasidiomycetes, Exobasidiales, Brachybasidiaceae. The record is from RefSeq and is a predicted model, not a curated record. The transcript has a single exon.